CUGUUGCACACUUCUCGCGGACCAACGACAACUCCUACCACCAACACCACUGCUGCUGCAAAAACAAUCUCUUCCUGCACCUCCCAAUCCCGCCAGACCCUGUUGGCCCUGCGGAACUGUGCCAAAUGCGUGCAACAGGUCUUUCUUAGUGAUCUGGCCUCGUGUGAGAAUGUGAAGCAUCCUGUUCUUCUGUUGGAGACUCUCCUGUUGGCGUUAAUCAGCCUCGCGGACUGUCCGUAUGGUCGGCGCCUCCUUGGACCAGAUACUUUCCAGAAAUUUCUCGUACCAUUCACUACCAGCUUUCCGUUGGUAUCCAUACCCCGAUCAGCCUUUGAUACAUACCCUGACAGUAUCACCUUCUCCAUUGGUGCCCUUAUUCUACUUCUGCGGUCCUGGCCAGGUAUCUUUUAUUUCCUAAGCGCGGAAGGCCAACAGUGCCUCUGCACUUUGACUCAAUCUCUCACCACGGGCUCCUCAAAGUUACGCCUCCGAAUCCUCUGUCUACUGUACAGUCUCCUCCCUGGACUUCCCUUCCCUCACCUUCCCACCGCUUCCGGGGCACAACAGUUCCCCCUGCAGCGGCGGAAAUUUCAGCAGCAAUAUCAGCUGGACGUCAGUCGUCUGGUGCAGACCCUACGACGCACUGCCUUAUCCAACGCUACACCCCCCGAGCCCUUUCCUAAUCUGGAUGGUGAUUUUGUGGUCGAUGAGGGCUGUCGUCUUUUUGGCCGUCCCCGAUAUCGCCUCGCCGGUGCCUCCGGUCUUGUAUCUGCGGCUGGAGACGCGAACCCUCUUGCCUCGGCAGCAGCAGCACAAAUUCUCGGUUUCCUCGCAUAUAAGGUACCCCCCUUCCUUCUACUCUUUCUGAAACCACGUCAUGCGGUAUUUGCUUAA
Messenger RNA from Dibothriocephalus latus, 894 nucleotides. Lineage: Eukaryota; Metazoa; Platyhelminthes; Cestoda; Diphyllobothriidea; Diphyllobothriidae. The record is from the annotation of a GenBank genome assembly.